GUUAGCGCGCACGCACUUCGGGCAGCCAUGCGGGUACUGGUGGGUGGGGGGACCGGCUUCGUGGGCACAGCCCUGACCCAGCUGCUGCGGAGCCGCGGCCAUGAAGUGACCCACGUCUCUCGGCAGGCGGGCAAGGAUCGGAUCAGCUGGGAGCAGCUGUCCCAGUCUGGAUUGCCCCAGUGCGACGCUGUGGUGAACUUGGCUGGUGAAAAUGUCCUCAACCCUUUCCGCAGAUGGGGCGAUGCCUUCUGCAGGGAGAUCAUCAGAAGCCGCGUUGAGACCACCAAGACCUUGGCCAAAGCCAUUGCUGAUGCUGAGCAGCCACCCCAUGCUUGGGUCGUCGUCACCGGCGUAGGCUAUUACCGCCCUAGCCCCACAGCAGAAUAUACUGAGGACAGUCCUGGGGGGGACUUUGACUUCUUUUCACGCCUGGUGAGCUCCUGGGAGGCUGCAGCUCUCAUCCCUGGGAGCCCAGCUCGUGGUGUUGUGGUGAGAUCUGGAGUAGUGCUGGGCCAAGGUGGUGGUGCAAUCUCUCAAAUGAUCUGGCCCUUCCGCCUUGGACUAGGAGGCCCAGUGGGCUCUGGGCUCCAGCCCUUCCCCUGGAUCCACAUUCGGGACCUGGCUGGGAUUGUGUGUCAUGCCCUGGAGACUGAGGGUCUCCGAGGUGUCUUCAACGGUGUGUCUCCAUCCUCCCCUGCCACCUCCAAUGGCACCUUUGCUCGGGAGCUUGCUGCUGCCCUGGGGCGCCCAGCGCUGCUGCCCAUGCCUGCUUGGGCUGUGCGGGCUGUCUUUGGUGCAGAGCGGGCUGUGAUGCUGCUGGAAGGCCAGAAAGUGGUGCCAAAACACACCCUGGAGAGUGGCUACAGCUUCAUCUUCCCAGAUCUACCAGGAGCACUGAAGGACAUCGUGUCUUGAGGACUCCUUGGUUGGGCUGGGUUGGGCCCUGUUUCUGUGAGCAGCCUGGCUCAUGUGCCUUCCCCUGGGUGAAAGAGGCAAGCCCUGCCCCUUGUUGACACUUCCCUACUACUGUACAAAGAAGAUGAGCAAUCUGUUCCCUUUCUGUCUCCCUUUGUGCAUCCCCAGUUUAGGAGUCAUCCCUCUUACUGUCAUCUGCAGUCUCCACAGGACCUGCUUUUGGGCAGGGGAAUGAGCCCCUCUGAGGGUUGUGAGUGCUGAAUCUGAUCUGCCAUCUUCCCUUUUCCCCUCAUGCUGAUCCCUCAGUGGCUGGCACUUAGUCCUUGCAGCACAAAUACAUGGGAUAGAGUGAGGUUACGCAGCAUUAUGAAAAGGUUUUGU
Messenger RNA from Pezoporus flaviventris, 1296 nucleotides. It is a transcript of the gene SDR39U1, whose product is annotated as short chain dehydrogenase/reductase family 39U member 1. Lineage: Eukaryota; Metazoa; Chordata; Aves; Psittaciformes; Psittacidae. Bases 28 to 915 code for a protein of 295 amino acids. The transcript has 6 exons. The record is from RefSeq and is a predicted model, not a curated record.